This is a messenger RNA of Aspergillus campestris IBT 28561, 675 nucleotides long. RefSeq lists its product as uncharacterized. The record is from RefSeq and is a predicted model, not a curated record. The transcript has a single exon. Bases 99 to 590 code for a protein of 163 amino acids. Lineage: Eukaryota; Fungi; Ascomycota; Eurotiomycetes; Eurotiales; Aspergillaceae.
UUAAGAUCAGAUAUAGUAGAGCAGAGUUUCGAUCAGACAUGGACCAGGCUUGAAACCCCAGUCGCCAGCGACUUACCGAUCAGCAGGAUUGUCUAUAUAUGCUAACCAUGCAUGCAGCGAUCAAAACUCAGUUCCAGAUUCGACCAUACCAAGCCAACGUGCAUUUGCAUCUACCACCAAUAUGGCAUCUCCAAGGCGGGGUGAGUGAGAACUGGUUGCCAGAGAGCCCAGUCCAGUCCAGCACAGGCGGUCAACUCCCUUGCCGAUGUCUUCAACUUAAAAACCACGCAAAUAGAAGCUGGGGGGAAGAGGGGGACAGGGAGAGCGAUAAUUGGGCCCUUGGCUGCAGGGCGGCUGCGAGACCAUGUCAGGGGUUCAGGACAUUAUUAGCUCUCCUGUCCGCGGACGUGCAUAGUGUAUGUGCGACGGCGUCACACGGCAGGGUGGGCCACCUAGUCUGCUGCAGGUCCCAUGGGUGCGUCUGCAUGGCUGACGAGAAGGGUACGGGGUUUAGAUGGGGGGGAGGGAUUCUGCCUAGGGGGGGAGGAUCUAUUGGGGUGUUAUUAUUAGGGAUGCUUAUAGUACAGUAGGGGUAGUGGUGAAGGGCCCGGGGCCAUUAGGCGCCCUGUUCAAUAUGGGGAAUACGAGCGUAGCAAUAGCGACCGGGGAAACACG